CAAUCAGCACUGCAAACAGCUGAUUGAUGAUUGGAUUUUACAUUUUGUUGCGAAAACCGCAAAGUUUUAUGCUGGAAAAACUUUGACUAGGCGGAAUCAUGAGUGAGGCGGAUAAGCAGCCGGUCUCGUUCGCCUGCCAACGUUGCCUGCAGCCCAUUGUGCUGGACGAGCAUCUGGAGAAGAUUAGCGAGCAUGCAAUGGCUGAGCUUUCAUUGCCAAUCUAUGGCGGCAAUGUGAACACAAUUGAUCCACAGGAUGCCAACAGCUUUGACCAUUUUGUGCCGCCUUUCAGACUGACUGACUCAAUCAACGGCACUGGCUUUACUAUGGUCUCCGAUGGAUUUUAUAACAAAAAACUGAGUGCUGGAUUCAAGCUGAAAGCAGAGCUAUUUGAUUGCCUUUCUUCAAACUCGGAAAUUGAUCAUCCACUGUGCGAGGAGUGCGCCGAUUCCAUGCUGGAGAUCAUGGACCGAGAGCUGCGCAUUGCGAAAGAUGAGUGGCAUGUUUACCAAACGUAUCUCAAUGAGCUGGAACAGCAGCAGGAGGGUCCCAACGUCGAUGCUCUUGACAAAGAGUUGGAGGAACUGAAGCAAAGUGAACAACAAUUACUAGCUGAACUGGCUGGUCUUAAGGCCGAGGAGAAAGUGUUAAAUGCUGCCAUCGAGCAGGAGGAAUUGGAAAAGGAAAAACUGCAUGAGCAAGAGGAAAUCUACUGGCGCGAGUACACCAAGCAUCGGCGCGAACUGAUGCUGACGGAGGACGACAAGCGGAGUCUCGAGUGUCAGAUUGCCUACUCCAAACAGCAGCUAGACAAGUUGCGUGAUACGAACAUCUUCAAUAUAACAUUUCACAUCUGGCAUGCCGGGCACUUUGGCACAAUCAACAAUUUUCGAUUGGGUCGCCUUCCAUCCGUCUCCGUUGACUGGUCAGAGAUUAAUGCUGCCUGGGGACAGACAGUCCUGUUGUUGUCAGCGCUGGCGCGUAAAAUUGGUCUAACAUUUGAACGGUAUCGCGUGGUUCCGUUUGGCAAUCAUUCCUAUGUCGAGGUGCUGGGUGACAAUCGGGAGCUACCGCUCUAUGGCAGCGGUGGCUUUAAGUUCUUUUGGGACACCAAAUUCGAUGCGGCCAUGGUGGCGUUCCUGGACUGCCUGACACAGUUCCAGAAAGAGGUAGAGAAGCGCGAUACCGACUUUCUGCUACCCUACAAAAUGGAAAAAGGCAAAAUUAUUGAUCCUUCCACGGGCAAUACGUACCCCAUCAAAAUACAAUUCAAUUCGGAGGAACAUUGGACGAAAGCCUUAAAGUUCAUGCUAACCAAUCUAAAAUGGGGGCUAGCCUGGGUGUCGUCUCAGUUCGUAACGCAAUGAUUUAUGCUGUCGCUUAACUGUCAUUUUAUUUAACUAUAGUAAUUAGUACUACACAAACUAUAAAUAAAUCCUUUAACAUUUAA
Messenger RNA from Drosophila grimshawi, 1450 nucleotides. It is a transcript of the gene Atg6, whose product is annotated as beclin-1-like protein. The coding region runs from base 99 to 1367 and encodes 422 amino acids. The transcript is spliced from 3 exons. Gene Ontology annotation, cellular component: phosphatidylinositol 3-kinase complex, class III, type I; phagophore assembly site; phosphatidylinositol 3-kinase complex, class III, type II. The record is from RefSeq and is a predicted model, not a curated record. NCBI's taxonomy places the organism in Eukaryota, Metazoa, Arthropoda, Insecta, Diptera, Drosophilidae. Gene Ontology annotation, biological process: autophagosome assembly; cellular response to nitrogen starvation; late endosome to vacuole transport.